AUAUGCUGAUCAAAGAAAAGCCAGAAAUGGACCUCACCUGGGCAAACUAGAGGAGUUUUCUAAACAAUCCUAGUGCAGAGGUCAACACAGUCAUGGAAUUGCCUCACUAGCAGAGGACCCACCUAACCCAUUCUUGGGAUUUGACUGAAAGCCUUGUGCUGCUGAGUGGAGUGGCUGCUGGAUUUACUUCCUCAGGUAUGUCUGUCCUAAUGGCCUUUCCCUGCCUUCAUGUGGCCUGGUAGGUGAAGAACUACAGGGGGACUCUGCGGUGCUACAUGGCUUGAGGCCACGUGAAAAGAAGGAAUGAUUCUUACUGCAUGGAGCACACUGAGCUUUUGGGUGCAAAAGCAAAGUGUGAUUAUUAGACUAUUUCAUUUUAAUGGUGUUUACUAGUUUUUACAAGAAAAGUUUUUAUGAUUGGCAGGGACUGACUCCACCUGCCUGGGGGACUGGCCUCUGCCUGGGGGCAAGAUUUAGGCUCCCAGUAACCAACAUGGAGAAAGGCAAGGAAGGUUGUCAUAGACCUGCCAGGGUGCUGUCACAGGAUUCAGGUCAUGGUAUGAUCAGUAGGAAUGGCUGAAAAAUGCUUUGAAGAAAAAAGUCUACAGCAGGAAAUAUUGAUUUGAUGCAGUUUCAGUAUUCUUCAGGAUUGUGUGAGUUUUACUGAAACUUCCUGAUGGAAACCUUGCAGGAGGGUUUUCCUAGCAGGAAGCCAGCAGCCAGCAGUGCCCAACUGCUUAAGCCUCCAGCAGUGUGUCUGAUCAGACAGGGAGUCAGUUAGCUGGGGAGAUAAGAGACUAGCACCCUUUUAAAAACUGGUCUGAUUUAGUUAUUCAGAAAGUGAAUGUUUCUAAAUAAUUUGUUCCAUAGAAAUCUUCAUGUAUCCAGCUAACACAUUCAGCAUUUUUUUUUAUGCUACAGAAUGAAGCCAUUAAAAAGAUAAAGUAAAUUUUCUGCAGCACACUUCCCGGGCCAUCCCAGUGAUUAAAUGAAGUUGUGGCUGAGCAAAAUGGUAACUUCUAAUGGAAUUCCAGGGCAGGGAAAGGGCAAAUAUUUUAGAAAGGCACUUCAAAUUUACUAAAAUACAGCUCCCUUGCAUUACUUACUGCAAAAAUCAAGCUCUGUUUGUGUUUGCUACUCACUGUAAAUGACUUUACUGAUGACUUUUGAGCAGUGCUAUUUUUUAAUUUGGGACAUUUUGCCUGAGAAACAGCUGAUCCACGGAAACAUUUUCUUUUUAUGAUAACUGUUUUCCAAGUCGAUAGCUGUGGUGUUUUGGUGUUUUUUUUUUUUCCUUAAUGUGUUUUAACAAGUAAUAAACCCAGCGAGCGUGGAAGCCCUGACAGCAACCGAGCCAUCAGCUGAGGACCCCCAGACGUGGAUGGGGAUGCCGCAGACAGCAGCAUCCCGCUUAUUGCUCUGCGUUCAGGUGCCUCGCAGGGACGUCGCUUCCACCUGCGAGCGAGUUUGAGCGGUCGGCUGUGGAUUUUAUGGUUGCUUCUCCGCAAACCAAGGGUUAGCCGGGUGGCUUUGGCUUUUUGGGAAGGAGCCCUGCCCCGGCCCGCUGUGUGCGAUGGAUUGAGGCGUGCCCGGCUGCGCCCCCAGCCCGGCCGCCGCCCGCAGCCCACAUCGAUGCGAUGGAAAGUCGGGGGUUGUUCUGCACCCUCUGUUACCUGAUGUUCAACGCGCCUCUGCUGUUCAUUGUCACCGCUACCUUUACUGAAGUUCCCAAAGAUGUGACUGUUAGGGAGGGAGAUGAUAUUGAGAUGCCUUGUGCUUUCCGAGCCAGCGGAUCCACCUCUUACUCCUUGGAAAUCCAGUGGUGGUACCUUAAGGAACCAGCCAGAGAACUUGCACACGAAUUAGCCAUCAGUGUCCCUGGCAGCAGGAGCAAGGUAACAAAUAAGGAUGCAACCAAAAUCAGUACGGUCCGCGUCCAGGGCAACGACAUCUCGCACCGGCUGCGGCUCUCGGGCGUGCGGCGGCAGGACGAGGGCGUGUACCAGUGCCGCGUGUCGGACUACAGCGACGACGAGACGCAGGAGCACAAGGCUCAGGCGCUGCUGCGCGUCCUGUCCCGCUUCGCGCCGCCCGACGUGCAGGCGGCCGAGGCGGUGUCGCACAUCCAGAGCGGGGCUGCCCCGCGCCGCCACGGCCCCGCCACCCGUCCCACGCCGCCGCCCGGCCCCGGCAAGCGCCCGCCGCCGCCCUCGCCACCGGCCCCGGCACAGGGGGACAUCGCCGCCAGCGCCACCGCCGUCACUGUCACCGCCUCGACGGCCGCCGCUGCCGCCUCCUCGGCCUCGCCGCCGCCCGGGCAGACAGCCAUCCUCCGCCAGCAGCACGGGUCAGGUACAGGACCUAUUUAUGCUACAGACCCACUCCUAUACGUGUCCCUGUUAAUACUGCAUAAGCUUGUACAUUUAUUAGUAAACCACUGACGGACUACUCCCUCCACUCCUCCUCUGCCAAACAGAAAGGAACCUAUUUAAUAACAAACAAAAUCCCUGACAAGAAAAAAUACCUACAGUUUUAAAGAUGGACAGAAAGAAACUGAAAGAAGCAUGAUAAAUUCUACAUGGGGGGAAAAACAUAUUUUUUGGGAUGCCACAGAAAAGUAAAUCACAUAGAAUAAUGCAUCUAGUUUCCAGACUCUAUGGUGUAAAGCCCUGCUCUGUGCAUGGCACUUAUGAUUUCUCUAUUUUAAUGUAAUAUUUUUUCUUUUCUGAACCUUUCCUCUGACUCUUCAUUUUGCACGAACUGUUGAGCAGUUAUCUUUAUGACAAUAUGUAAAGAUGUUGGGUCAAACCCUUCCUAAGAAAGGAAAUAUUUUUAGUAGAUUAUUGUGUUUAGGUUUUUUGGAUUUCCUUUUUCUUUUUUAAUUAAAUUAUUUCUUUUGGAGACAUAAAAAAAGGUACAUCUUACCAUAAUUAAUAUUCACUGUCAAUAAUAUUUAUUUUUAAAUGAAGAUUGGAAACAAGGUAAGACAUUUGUUUAUAAACUGUAUUGUAUAUUGCUGAAUAACAGUUGAAUAAAAAGAUUUUGAAAUAAA
Molecule: messenger RNA, 3052 nt
Organism: Pseudopipra pipra
Lineage: Eukaryota; Metazoa; Chordata; Aves; Passeriformes; Pipridae
Gene: VSTM2B
Product: V-set and transmembrane domain containing 2B
Exons: 7
Coding region: 1638-2441 (267 amino acids)
Cellular component (GO): membrane
Source: RefSeq, a predicted model, not a curated record